Messenger RNA from Cephus cinctus (wheat stem sawfly), 10213 nucleotides. RefSeq names its product apolipophorins (gene apolpp). Gene Ontology annotation, biological process: lipid transport. The coding region runs from base 76 to 9777 and encodes 3233 amino acids. Gene Ontology annotation, molecular function: lipid carrier activity. The transcript has 29 exons. The record is from RefSeq and is a predicted model, not a curated record. Lineage: Eukaryota; Metazoa; Arthropoda; Insecta; Hymenoptera; Cephidae.
GAAGAAAAGCAUCACGCUGUGGUGUUCAGGGACCCGUUGGUACCCGUAACAGUGCGAUAUAACCGAUCGAGAAUCAUGGGACAACCACCGCGGUUCGGAACAGCGGCUCUAUUCGCUCUUCUUCUUCUUCUUCUAGUGACAACUGCAAUUGCAAAACAAUGUACCACUGGCUGCCAUGGAAUGCACGCGAGCAAAGCCUACGCGGAGGGACACACGUACACGUAUCAGCUCGAAGGAACGUCGGUUACGUCAGUCAGCGACGCACAGGGCGAGGCAACCCUCUCUCUCUCCGGAAUCGCUGAACUGUCUAUCCACCCGGAUUGCGUUCAGCAACUGAAGUUGAAAAACAUUCAGAUAAACGGAUCCCCGGUCGCUUCGCACGAUCUCGAUCAAUAUGGUCUCCAAUUCAAUUAUCAUAAUGGCCACAUCGACACCGAGGUUUGCGCCGAUCCAAAUGACUCUCAGGCAUCAUUGAACGUCAAGAGGGCAGUAGUUUCUCUCUUUCAAUCCGCAGUAUUUAAAAAUGACGGUGCCACUACCCAUCACGAGUUUGAUGUUUUCGGCGGAUGCCCAACGGACUUCAACUUUCACAAGGAGGGCGGCUCUCUUGUGGUGCGGAAAUACAGGAACCUGGGACAGUGUGCCUACAGGGAGAACAUCAAACAGGACCUCGUCUCCUCCACUUUCAAUCCAAAUUCGGACAUCAAAUCCUCCCCGAUUCUCGACUCCGAGCAAAAAGUCGAACAGCACUUCAAGCAUGGCAUCCUCAACAAGGCAGUUUCCACGGAAACAUACAAUUUCAAACCGUUUAGCAAAGGCGAGUCCGGCGCGAAAACCGUAGUCGUGACAACACUGACGCUGAAGGGCCAGAAAUCCGGAGUCGCGUCGUCAUCUACCUCCGCGCCAAAGUCCAUAAUCUUCGAGGCGCCGCAUCCGGUGAUCAAAUCCUCCGUCGAGACAAUCGUGAGCGCACUUCGCGCGGCCAAAGAGGAAAUGCCUGACGAAGUGAGGCCCCCGGCGGCCCGUAAAUUCUCGGAACUCGUGAAGGUCCUCCGCACCAGUAACAAGAACGACAUCCUGACUGUCUAUCAUCGUGUCAAGGCAGGUGCCGGAUUCGACAAACAUCACGAUAAAAAGAUUCUUCUGGAUGCUCUCUACCGGACUGGCACCGGCGAAGCUGCCGAGGUAACGGUGGAACUGAUUCGAAGCCACGAGAUCACCGGCGUCCAAACACUCCUCUACUACAUAAGUCUCUCCUUCGUCCGUCAUGUGAAUCUGCCGUCGGUCGUGGCGAUAACCUCACUUCUGGAUCAGCCGGGCCUGCCCCGUCAGGGCUACCUCGGAAUUGGUUCUGUCAUUGGAAAGUACUGCCAGGAACACAGCUGCAGCAGGGUUCCCGAGGUGAAGGCAGCUCUGGAUAAGAUCGUCGCGAAGAUCGGCGACGGAAGGGCUGCCAAUCGUGAUCAGGAGACUGUGCUCGUAGCUGCUCUGAAGGCUCUGGGCAAUACAAGAUACCUGGACGACGUUAGCCUGGAGAAGAUCGCUCGAGUAGCGGCUAAUACGGACCUUUCGAAUCGCGUUCGUGCCGCCGCCAUCGGAUCUCUGCCCACCACGUGUUCCAUGAAGUGGAAGUCCAUUCUGCUGGACACGCUGGCCAAUCGUGAAGACGAUAGCGAGAUCAGGAUCAAGAGUUAUCUGGCCCUCGUCUCCUGUCCCUGCCCUCACGUGGCAAACAAACUCAAGGAGAUUCUCGACAGGGAGACUGUCAAUCAGGUUGGCUCGUUCGUUACCUCUCAUCUUCGUAACCUUCGCGCUUCCGCCGAUCCCGACAAGCAGGAGGCUAAGAGGCAACUCGGUCUCAUAAAGCCAAGGACAAAGUUUCCCGAGGAUUUCCGAAAGUUUUCAUUCAACAGCGAGCUCUCGUACAACAUCGACUCAUUGGGCAUUGGAUCCUCCGCCGAGACGAACGUCAUCUACAGCCAGAACAGCUUCGUGCCGCGAUCCACCAGCUUGAAUUUGACGACCGAGAUAUUUGGCCACUCCUUCAACUUCCUUGAGCUGGAAGGUCGUGUAGAAAAUCUGGACAGGAUCAUCGAGCAGUAUUUCGGCCCCAAGGGUCGGUACGAGACUGCUGAUUUUGAGAAUCUCUACAAGCAGGGCGGCCAAACUUACGAGGCCUUGAAGAAGCUCGUGGAGAAUCGAGUUCACAGAAUAUCACGACGUGAGGUCAAGCAGAGCGAUCUCGACAAAUUUGCCAAGGGUAUACAAUUGAAGGACAACGAAGUUGAUCAGGAUCUAGAUAUAGAUCUCUCCAUAAAGCUCUUUGGGGCGGAAGUGGCUUUUCUCAGUUUACAGGAACCUACCAAAAAGUGGACGCCACAAUCACUGAUCGAUACCAUCUUCGACGGCAUCGAAAAUGGAAUCAAGGGAGCUAAGAACUUCAACUAUCAUCUUGAAAAUCAUCUUCAGUUCCUCGAUGCCGAGCUGGUUUAUCCUACUGGUCUAGGACUUCCCUUGUCGCUUGGUGUCAUUGGCAGCAGUGCACUCCAUCUGAAGACCAACGGAAAGAUAGACCUGCCGGCCAUCUUGAAAGACCCGAAGAACGCGGCCGUGCAGAUAGCUCUGGAACCCAGCGCGGCCAUCACAAUAAUCGGCAACUUCCUGGUGCAAGGUUUCGACGUCCAAUCUGGACUUAAGGUCGUGUCCACGUUACACACCGCGACAGGAUCCGACGUCUCUUUGAAACUUUUGAACGGCAAUGGCGUGGACGUGAGCUUUGGACUUCCCAAGAAGAAGCAAGAGAUCAUCAGCGUCUCCAGCGAAGUACUUCUUAGUACCGGAAGUAGCGGGGAGAAUUACGCAGCACCUAAAUUCAACAAGGAUAAAAAACAUUCCGACUGUUUUGAUCAGCUGUCCGGUCUGCUCGGCUUCGUCGUUUGCGGUGAAGUUGCCUUCCCGUACGAUAGCUUCGAGGCAGUCCAGAAAAAGGCUCUUUUCCCACUGAGUGGUCCAGCAAAGUUCGCAGUCACCAUCGAGAACACCGACGUGAGCAGCUAUCACUUCAAAUUGUACAAUAACGUGAAGAGCACGUUCGAGCGUUCCUUUGAAAUUCUCCUGGAGACUCCGAACAGCAGGACCAACAGGAAGCUCGUGUUCCUGGUGGAAAGUGGGCUUCAGCCCAAUAAGUAUGUCAAAGUCCAGUUCGACUCGCCGCUCAAGAAGGCGUCGGCCGAAGCGGUCCUCAAGAACAACGAUCAGGAACGCACGAUCACCGUCUCCGUGCACAACGAUCAGAUAGAGUACUUUGCUCGCGUAGGCGUGGUCGCUCACGGAUCCAAGUACAAGCCUGUGCUCGAGUACAAACUGCCUGAACACAUCGAGAAGCUCGCGGCCAGUAAGACUGGCACCAAGAGUGGACAGCGUGCUGGGCAGCAGCAGUUCAACGUCAAUGGGCUCGUCGACGUGACCGACGUCGAUGGAGGCAAGAAAUUCCACUUCGACAAGGUCGCCCUGAUCGCAAGCGGACGUAAACUCUACGGCCUCGACGGGACUCUCUUGGUUACCCCGAAAAGCGUGUCGGCCGAUCUUAAGGGCACGAGCGCUCAAGAUUCCGUCGCCGUCAAGCUCGACUCGAAGCGGAAGAACAGUCAGUACAGCUUAGAGUUGUCCGUGCUCCCCUCGAAAAAUCCCGACAUCGGUGCUCUCGUCAAGUGGGAAUUCGACGGAUCCCCGAAUAAUCUGGAAAGCAAUCUGAUUUUCGUGCACGGCCGCGAUUUCAAUUCUCAAGUGAACCGUCUCACUGUUCAGCGGCGUGCGCAGUACGUCAACACACCCGAAGCGUUCAAGUUGGCUGGUUCAUACAAAUUGAAGUAUCCCGCCUUGGGAGUGGAACUUAAACUGGAGGGCGAGGUCACGAAGAAGUCGCUGUCCUACGAUGUCGAAGUCAAAUACGAAAAGUUUAAACUUGAGUCCGAGGGUUCCGCCAAAAUUGGCAUCUCUAAACCGACCGAUUAUGAAAUUGAUUUUGAGGCCAAGGUCAUGGAAAACAGCAUCGAGCUCAAGUCCAAGCACACUGUCGUUGGUGAGCAUAAGAGCAAGUUCGAGAACUCGUUGACCCUGUCCCCAGGAGGCAAAUACGAAGCCGAUGCCGUUGUCGUCUACGACAUCAAACCGAGCCAUACGAAUCUCCAAGUGGACGCGGAGCUCAAGCUCCACGAGAAGAAAUUGGAGAUCAACUAUUCUCUGGACAGCAAUCGUCAGAAGCUCAACAGUCGUGCGGCGAUAAGCCUCGCCAACGUCAAAUAUCUAGACUUCAAUCUGAAGAUGCAGCGCGGCGUCAGCCCAAGCGGAAACUUCAACCUGAAUCUAAAGAAUUCCAUUACGGCAACCGGACAGUUUGACUAUCAGAAUGACCGUGAAAAUGAUGGUCAUUUCACUGCGGAGACGAAAAUUACCACCCCGCUCAGCAAGUUGCGCCACAUCGACAUAGCAGUGAAGAGCGACAGGAAGAAACAAGGAGCUUCUGGUCAGAUUGUUGGAUCUGGAUUGUUGACUGUCAGCGUCGACGAUAACCAAGUGACUGUUGGCAGCGAGUACAGCUACUCACCUGAUUAUUCGAAUGUCAUUGUGGAAACCAAAAUUACUACCCCCGUCGAGAAAAUGCGGCACGUCAACCUUCAGUACAAGAGAAACCAGGUGAAAACGGAGGGAUCGAAAGGUUCGACUUCGGGAUCUGGAACAUUGAGCGUGAGCGUGGAAGAUAGGAAAGUGAGCGUCGCCAGCGACUACAGUUAUGUUCGGGACUGGUCAGCGAUCCUUCUGAACACCAAGAUCACCACACCCCUUGACAACUUCCGCAGCAUCAACCUACAAGUCAAGAGCGACAGAAAGAGAGACGGAUCCAGCGGUCUGAUUUCGGGAUCUGGAUUACUGAGCGCCGCUCUGGAGGGCAAGGAGGUGACCAUUGGCAGUGAUUAUAGCUACGUUCCUGACUUUUCGACUCUCGUCGUAGAGACCAAGAUUACUACUCCCGUCGACAAGUUCCGCCAAAUCAAUCUGCGAAUCAAGAACGACAGAAAGACGGAGGGAUCGCGAGGUCAGAUUUCCGGAUCUGGAUCGUUGAGCGCCAGUCUCGAAGGCAAAGAAGUCACCGUCGGCAGCACCUACAGUUACGUUCCCGAUUGGUCAAACGUCAAUGUCGCGGCUACGAUUACUACGCCAAUCGAUAAGCUUAGUCGCAUCAGCUUAGAAUUGAAAACCGAGAAUAAGAAGGAAGGUCCGGACGGUCAGGUUGCGGGAUCAGGUACCUUGAAUGCCGGCCUUGAAGACAAAGUAAUUACCAUCAGCAGCCAUUAUAGCUACAAUCCUGAUUUAUCGUCUGUCAACGUUGAUGUCAAACUUAGCACUCCGAUUGAGAAAUUGCGAACACUGAGUCUUGACUACAAGCACAAGAUCAGCAAGACCUCUCCCAGCUUUGAACUGACUUGGAGUACCCCGGUUGGCAAGACGAGUGCGCUUGCGAAAUUCAACAAGCUUGGGGAUAAAGAAUUCACCGGCGAGUGGAAAUUGGAGACACCCAAAGGAUUCGCCACGGCCGACGGCCAUAUCAGUUUAGAGAGUGUUGACAACUUCUUAAUCAAGGUCAACUUUGACAGCGACGUCAUUCCGCAGCGUAAGAUUCACGCCGAGAUUGCCAACAGACCAACUGCCAAAACUGGUACGAGGAUCAUCGUCACGGUGACGAGCAAUGGAAAGAAUAUCCUUAGCGGAAGCACCAACUACAAGCUGAGAAAGGAAGAUGGCAAGAUCACUGUCGAAGGUAACGGUAGCGUGAAGCUCGGUGAAAGCACCAAGAGUUCGUCGUUCAAGUACACUCGUCAAGAAUUGACCAAGGAAGCCGACGGAGAAACUGGCGUGGCUAUUUUGCUAAAUACGAAUUUCGGACAGUUCGCCAUUGUUGGGGAACUUAAACUAUCGAACAAAGGAAUUUACGUCUUUAACAGUUACUGCGAGCAGAGCAAGGACUGUGCCCACUUCAAACUUCAAUCGACUCUGGCCGACCCUGAGCUGACGCACUUGGAUCACCAGAUCACCGUUGAAGUUAAUCUGAAGAAAUUCAAUGUGCCUGCCGAGUUUGGCUUGAAAACCAGUACGAAGACUGAAGGCUUCACCCUGGAUCACACGGCCACUCUCUAUCUGCACUCCUCCAAGGACAAGACUCAGUACACCUACCAGGUCUACGCUCAUCCUAAAGAGUCAGCCGACGAUAUCUUCUGUCUAGCUGUGAUUCUGACCAUGCCGAAACGCGAGGUGGCUCUGAUCACAACGCUUGACGUGCCAAAGAACAAGAAACAUGGACCCUACAAGCUCGACGUUUCCCUUUACGCGGACAGAAAAUCACACCCGCAAGAAAAAUCCACCCUCUCUAUUUUUGGUGAUGUCAGUACUGAGAACAACGUUUACGCCCUGAACGGAGAAGCCAGAGUGACCUAUCCAUCCCAACCAAAGGAAUUCACCGUGAAAGGACGAGUACAGUAUGGCGGUGAAUAUCUGCUGAGUGCCACUCUAGAGGCCGAUGUCUUCGCAAAGAAGGCCCAAAAGAUCAACGUGGCUGCUCAUUUGACCAACGUUCAAGUUCCUCAUGGAUACAAUGUAACCGGAGCCCUCGAAGUUACCAGUCGUGGACAGCAGCUGAAGGUCGAUCUGCAGCAGCAUCUAGCCAUUACGAGCGAUCAGAUUGGUUUUGGAUCUUUGCUCUGGUACACGGAUGAACAUCAGAAAACGAAGAAUGUCGGAGUGCUCUUCUCUGCAACCCUCAAGGAGAUUCAUCUUCUGAUCAAGGCACCGGAUGAAGAUCUCGUCAAGGCGGAUACCGUCAUGGAUAUCUCGGCGAACAUACAGAAAGUCGAUAGCGAGAUCGUUAUUGCUGGUGUUAAGCACGCUGUCAUCAGCUUCGAAGCUCACGAUUUGCAGACCUACAAUUUCGUUUACUACCUCAAAGGUGUCCCAAAGAGUAAGAUCACAGCCAGUGGCCGUUUCUCGCUUACGCAAAUGCCGCAAGUGCACGCAGAGUCUCUGGAAUCGUUACGCAACCAAGCGAUCGAUCUCGCGAAACACCUGCAGGCGGCACUCAAGAGUAUCGCUCAAGAAGUUGUAACGGAACUGAAGGAUCUCUGGGAGCAUCUGAAGAAAGCUCAACCGAACCUGACGUCAUUAUUGCAACAUUACGAAAAUGAACUCGUCAAGUUAAGGAACGAAUUGCAAACCGAUCAGACUGUCAAGGAAAUUCAAGCCACAUUGAACAAAUCUUUCGGCGGUAUAAUUGCCGUUUUCGUAGACGCCGCAAAUUAUUUGGCCUCGCGUCUGGAGGAACUUCGAAAUCAAUUGAACGUCGUGACGCUGAAACUUAAGAAUGCCAUCGAGUCCAUUUAUCCUCAGCUCCAGGAGUCCUACGAGAAGAUCAUCAAAGUUUUGAUUCCCCUCUAUAACGAAUUCAUGAAAACAGUCUCUAUCUAUAUUAAUGCAGUCACGAAAUUUAUUGCCGAAAACCAGAAGGAGCUUAAGGAAGUUUUCGCUGUGGGCGUAGAACUGAUUCAGGACAUCAACAAAGUCAUCGGCACUACCAUUGGCCAGAUCGAGAAGGAUCUCAGGGAAUUCAUUCUUGUAUUGAUCCAGCAAAUCAAAACUUUACCAAUAUCUGAUUUCAUUCGUGAGAAAUAUCAGCAGGCCCUGAAUUAUAAAAUUCCCGAAGAUACCUCGGCUCAGGCUAUCAAGGAAUUUCAAAGCAUCUACAUCCAAGCGCAAAACGUUUUGCGCGACUUCCUUGCGAAGCUGAAAUCACAGCUGACCCCCGAGAACGUUAUCAGGUUCAUCGAAAACAACGUCACUCCGGACUUCAGCAUCUUAAAGAAGAUUCCUGGAAUCGUUGCACCGAAGAUUUCUCUUAUCAAUCUUGUGCUCAAUCGCGAGCUGCCAACUCCCGCUGACGUGUUUUACACAUACAGGUCGGCCGGAUCGCUUGCCGAUAUCGUGCCGCCAUUCCCCAAAAUUGGAUUCAUUGCCGACGGAGGUCAAGUCUUUACGUUCGAUGGUCGCCACGUUUCCUUAACUGGAAGCUGCAGUUACAUCCUGGCACAGGACGUCGUUGACGGAAACUUUUCGAUUGUGGCUAAUCUCGAGAAUGGAAACAUUCAGAGUAUCACGCUGACCGAGCCCAAUGAGAGCAUAACGUAUAAGACUGACGGAUCGAUCCUGGUUAAUGGGCGUCCUUCUGAAUUUCCUGCAACUACAAAGAACCUUCGCGCUACGCAACUGCAACAGAUUAUUAACGUCAAAUCCAGCUUCGGAGUUGAGAUCCUCUGCGGACGCCACGUGCCUGAACUUUGCAGCAUUCACAUUUCUGGUUUCUAUCUUGGUAAAUUGCGUGGCCUACUUGGAAACGGUAACAACGAACCAUGGGAUGACUUGACUUUGCCAUCUGGCAAGGUUGCAGAAAACGAGGCUCAAUUUGGCAAUGCCUACAAGUUGAGUUCCGGAUGCCCGGACGCAGUACCUGCACCACGAUCCACAAAAUCAAAUUCUCUUUGCACGGAAUUUUUCGUUGGCGCUUCUUCGCUGAGUGGCUGCUUCAACUUCGUCGACUCAACACCAUUCCGUGAAGCCUGCAACCAAGUAGCCACGUCCAGUGGAAAUACGCAGACUGCUUGUACGACAGCAACCGCCUAUUCUUUGCGUUGCGCCCAAAUUGGAAUUUUCACGGGCGUGCCAUUGACUUGCGCUGGAUCGUGCAAGAUCGGUAGCAAUGAAGUGGCGAUCGGAGACACCUUCAGCGUCAAGAUCCCUAAGAAGGAAGCGGAUAUUGUAUUCGUAGUCGAACAGGUUACCCAGAACGAGAAGGUCUUCAAGGAAUUGAUCACUCCCCUGCUGAGUGAAGUCAGGAACGAACUGAAACAUAACGGAAUCAAAGACGUACACAUUGGCGUAAUCGGAUACUCCGAGACCAGUGAUAAUCCGCCGCAGCAUUUUACCUACGGCGGCAGCAGCAACAUCGACGGGGAGAUCAAGAACAUCAACUUCGAGAAGACCGAACCACAUAUUACACUUGCGGAAGCAAAGUCUGGUUCCGUAAAGGAGGCUUUGCUGUAUGCAAAACAGCAGUUGAACAUGGAAUUGGGAACUACAAAGCUGACCGAAGCCUACGAGGAGGCCAUAAAUUAUCCCUUCAGACCAACUGCGGCCAAGGCUGUCGUCGGCGUCAUCGCGACGCCCUGCGAGAAGAGUCCGCUUCCGCUUUCCCUGCAGCAACUGCGUCUUCUCCUGGGACAGAAGAUUUACCGUGAUCGUGGUCUUACCUAUUAUCACAUUUCAUCCCUGGAGGAUAUCAAGGUCUCCGGUAAAGCACAGAGGAAUAUUGUGGGAUACGAUGACGAAAGCGCAUACACGUUCGCUGACAGCAAGAAGAGGAUCGUCGAAGGGAAUGCCGAUAUCAGGAACAACCUGAAUCUUGCGAGUAACGACGUCUGUGCGGAAUUCGCCGUAUCGUCCGGAGGUGCCGUCUUCAGCACUUACAACUUCCUCGAGGCUAAGCCACAUCAGAAGAAGCAAUUUCUUCAAGUCGCAUCCAGAAAGAUAGCCAGUGGUCUCGUCAACAUUGAGCUCGAGGAGGACUGCGUUUGCGUGCAGGAUUUCGGGCUGUUCGCUGCACCAAAAUGCAAGGUCACGGGUCGUAAGGAAAAGGAACCUCUGGCGAGGCACACCAAGGGGGGAGUUAAGGGCUAGCCAGGAUCUUCGAAAUCCUGCGUAUUACCAUUAUCGAUUAGUUAGAACUAUUGUGUUUGUUGCGUUACAGUUAUGCUCUUACCAUAAUUUCUAUACGCUCAUAGUGCUGUAUAUUUCGGUCAGUCGCUCUAGCGAGCAACAGAGCGUGACAGUUAUAAAGAGGCUAGGUCGUAAUUUGUGCCAACUUAUAUUAUCAUUCCAACGAGAGCGUUGUAACUUGUAUAAUUUAAUGAGGAAUUCAGAAAAUUUGUGAAACGAUGGAUUUCAUUAAUUUAUGUACUCACUUAAAUACACAGCGCUAUGAGGCUCUGCGAGUUAUGCAGUCUACCCCCCGUCAAUCUGUUGUCAUAUCAAAUGGAAAAAUGAUCGUCAUCCUUUAAAUGGAGUUAUUGUAAUCUAUAAUAAGUUAAUAAAUAAUUAAAUUUUUAUGUGAGAA